UGUUUUUCUCAGAUUUGAGGAACUUCAUCCCAGUUGGCCAUGGCGAACAAUGCAGAAGAUGUUGAAAAUAACACGGACCAACAGGAGACCAGUGCCUCUCCAGAACCAGCCCCCCCACAGUCUUCCGAGUCCGGGCUGAGGUCCAGAGGAGGGUCUGGGGCGGGGGACAGAGGCGGAGGAGGUGAUGGAGGGGGAGGAGGAGGAGGAGGAAGGAGGAGGGGAGGAGGAGGGGAGGCUCCGGAGCAGAAUGGACAGCCUCCAGCGGUGACUAACCCCCCUCGAGUAGUGGAAGCCGAAGAGGAAGAGGAUGAGGAGAUGACCCUAAAAUAUGGAGCUAAACACGUCAUCAUGCUCUUUGUCCCCGUGACUCUGUGCAUGGUGGUCGUCGUGGCAACCAUCAAGUCUGUGAGCUUCUACACCCAGAACGAUGGGCAGAGGCUGAUUUACACUCCAUUCCCAGAGGACACAGAAACAGUGGGACAGAGAGCGGUGAACUCCAUUUUAAAUGCCACCAUCAUGAUCACUGUCAUCAUCGUCAUGACAUUGGUGCUGGUGCUGCUCUACAAGUACCGCUGCUACAAGGUGAUCCAAGGCUGGCUGUUCCUCUCCUCUCUCCUUUUACUGUUUUUCUUCUCCUACAUCUACCUCAAGGAGGUUUUUAAGACCUACAACUUGGCAAUGGACUUCUUGACGAUUGCGUUGAUAAUCUGGAACUUUGGAGUGGUGGGCAUGAUGUGUAUCCACUGGAAGGGCCCCCUGAGGCUGCAGCAGGCCUACCUCAUCAUGAUCAGUGCCCUCAUGGCUCUGGUCUUCAUCAAGUACCUGCCCGAGUGGACUGCCUGGCUCAUUCUCGCUGUCAUCUCUGUCUAUGAUCUGUUGGCAGUGCUCUGUCCCAAAGGUCCUCUCAGGAUCCUUGUGGAGACGGCUCAAGAGAGGAAUGAACCCAUCUUCCCAGCGCUCAUCUACUCUUCGACAAUGGUGUGGCUUGUGAACAUGGCCGACACUGAUGGACAUACAAGGAACUCAACAGGAUCAGCACCACAACAAGAAGCUCAACCAGCUGUGGCGUCUCCAGAUCCCUCCAGCCCAUCCCAGGAUGAUGGGGGCUUUACGUCAAACUGGAUCAAUCAGCAGGAGCACCAGCUCGGCCCUCUCCAGUCCACAGAGGAGACACGGAGAGAGAUACAACAGAUGCCCUCCGCACGACCCCCUACCGAAGAUGACGAUGAAGAACGGGGUGUCAAGCUAGGACUAGGAGACUUCAUCUUCUACAGUAUGCUGGUGGGAAAGGCCUCAGCAAAUGGAGACUGGAACACAACGCUGGCCUGUUUCGUCGCCAUACUUAUUGGCCUGUGUCUGACCCUCUUACUGUUGGCUAUCUUUAAAAAAGCCCUCCCCGCUCUCCCCAUCUCCAUAUUCUUCGGUUUGGUGUUCUACUUCGCCACAGACAACUUGGUACGGCCCUUUAUGGACAAACUGGCGCUACAUCAGUUCUACAUUUAGCAGGACGCUGGCUUUGAAACCCACCUCACCUCAAGUCCUCAACACAACAUACACUGCUCUCUCUCUUUCUCUCUCUCUCUGUCUCUCUCACUCUCUCUCUCUGGCCCUAACUCAACAACAUGAGAGCGCCCCCUGCAGCCUGGAGGGGAAAAGACAUUGGGGCGGCAUAUGGACCCAUCCCGCUGCAACAUUUAUCUGUGAGAACUGACUGGGACACAAGAUUUUGUUGAUCCUUUUUCUUUGCCACCGUUGUUCUUAAUUUUAUAUUUUAAAAGACUUUUUUUUUCAGUCGUGAGCUAGGUCCGAGAGUUUGCCACCGGGCUUGUUUUUUGGUUGACAAGAUCUAGUGGGAUCCAAUGCGGAAUACUGGGAGUGUUUUGCUUUUAUUUAACAAGGGAGACUUUAUAAAGGCUCCUCCCUACGCUUCACAACCACCAAGUCAUCGCUGGAAAUUGAACCAUUUCUUUCUACUGUCGGCGAGUGAGCGGCUCUACUAACGCGGGUGGGGGUUUGCAGUAGGUGCCUUGCUCAGGGACACUCUGGCGGUUAAGCUGUUAUAACAAAGGGAGACCAUUCCAUUGAGUCUUUCCUUAAUAAUGUAAUAAUUUUUCACUACUCAAAUGUUUUCUGUCAAUUUUUUUAUACCUACAGUUUUAUCACCUCACAAGCUUUUAAUAACUACACUGCUGGCACAAUUGCAAUGACUUAUGAGUUCCUGAGAACUAUUUUGUAGGUUUCUCUCUUUUGGUCAUUGUGCAAAAUGUUAAGACACAAACCACUGCUUUUUUUCUUGAUUUCAAAUGCCUCUUGAACCGUUACCCACUCAAGCAUUACCACUAUAGGCAACUUGGACUAAAAUCUCAAUGAAAGAUUAAGAUCAAAUAGCAUAUUAUACACACAUACAUUGUUUGACCUUCACAGGAAGACUGAAAUAUCAAAACUAAUACAAGAAUCACAUACAUUUUAGAACAUGUUUGUAGAGCUCUCAACUAUAGGGGUAGCUAGUAUAAAAAAAAUGAAGGCCUCAUGGUACUUUUGGAUGCUUGUAAAGGAAAUUAUUUAAUAAACAUUUUUGCGAUUUGCAAAUUGUUACCAUUCAAAUUCCAAUUUCCAUUUCUUUGGAAUAAAUCUCGCAGCCCUUGCUUUAGCACUUUUGCUUUCAAACAAGCAUUAAUUUAAUAAAACAAAGGCUGAAACAUCAAAAUAAUACAAUAUAAUGUCAAAUUUACUAUAAUCUCAUCUCAACAUAAUUUAUUCACUUUUUGAUGUACACAACUCAUUAAGCAAUUUUGCUAAUGCCGUUUCAUAAUUUUGAUUUUGUGUACUUAAUGUUGUACUAUGCAGGUUUCUGGUGGAGGGUCCCCCACCUGCUUCUCUCUAUCAGAGACGUUAUUGCUCCACAGUAUGGCAUUAAACCUGUCUAUCUCCAUGGAGACAAGAUUGAGAUGUCAUCAGGCAAAAUUAUAGGAAAUUAUUUUAUCUGUGGAGAGCUGAGCCAGCUCAUAGUGAUGCAUUUUGAGCAAGAAGAAAAACACAUGCUCUUGAAUACAUACAAGAUGGACAAAUUUAAUGCGUUACUGUGGAAUAUUCAAGGCAAAGCAGUAACAGCUCCAUGGGAACAAGCAAGUGAUGGAAAAGUUACAUAGUGCACCAUUAAAAGAAAGUUUGACCUCACUUUUUUUUUUCAAACUGCACUCAUUAUUUAAUCCUAAUCCUGUAACAAUGAGAAUUAAGGAGGCUUCAUUACUGUAUUCACCACAAUAGGGAGCAACAUUACACACAUUCACAUAUGGCCCAUGGCUUUGUGUACUGACCGACAGAGCUUCAGUGCCUUGCUCACGGGCAACUCUGUAGUGUUUUAAGUGGAUCAGAAAUGUACUUUUUAUUUACAACAUUUCCAUAUGAAGCAACAUUUUUUUUUUGUAAAUGUCCGGGGGAUUGUAAGCUGUGAUCGUGGGGUCACAAAGCUUGCCUGGUGCUGUCCUAACUAUGCUACAUUGAAUUGUAAAAUAAUUUUGACUACACACAAAUUGUGUUGUUUUUACGUUGCCGUGCGUUUCUGCAUUGAUCAUCAAAGCCAGAAAUUAGAUUGGGUGUGAUUGGAAGCUUUAAAAAUCUACAAGGACAUGAUAAUAUAAUGGUGUUAUGCAGAAAUAUAGCAUAGGUAGUACUAGGGCUGGGCAAUAUAACAUAAUAACAAAAUGUGUUGUGUUGUGUUUUUUUUUUUUUUUUUGCAGUAACAGUUUUUAUUUUUAUAAUUUUUUUGUUUGUUUUAUGUUUUUAAGCACAAAUAUUACUUCUACUAUACCAUAAACAAUACCGCCUUAUAGUAAUUACCAUGAAAAAGGCUAAUUUCUUCCUCCAAAAUCUGAACUCUUCUGCAAACUGUUUUUGAUUGAUUGUUAAUUAAAAGAACCAAAGCAUGUCAUGGACAAUUGAAACUACUCAGUCUGUAUUAAAAUUUAAAUUUGAUUCAUUGCACAGCCCUAGGUAUUACAUCAGAUGCCCUUCCAGAGAAAUCUAAUAUUUACAUUUAACUUAAAUUGAACUACUGAAAUUCUGACUUUUCCACAACAUAUUGGCACAUUUGUACGCUUGUCUCAUGUUUAUUCAAUUGCAAAGAAAUUUCUUAAAUGUGAACCAAUGUAGAGAUGGCAUCAACCAAAUAGUACGAUUCUGAAAUGAGGAAAAUAUAAAUUAAUAUUUGAUUACCGUGGUGAUGUAAAAAGUGCACUGACUGUCGUUAAACUCAUCUUUGCAGAGACAAACCCAGAAUGUUUGAUCAGAGUUUUGUAUUCAGUGAUAUGUCGGGGGACUGUCUUUGCUCUGUCUUUCACAUGCAUUUGUGUGUUAUGCAAAAGUUAAAAAGUUGAUUUAUAUUUUGUUCCUUUUUUAAUAAAUGAGACAAAAAUGAA
Boleophthalmus pectinirostris (great blue-spotted mudskipper) is the source of this 4418-nucleotide messenger RNA. RefSeq names its product presenilin 1 (gene psen1). Gene Ontology annotation, biological process: calcium ion transport; protein processing; membrane protein ectodomain proteolysis. The record is from RefSeq and is a predicted model, not a curated record. NCBI's taxonomy places the organism in Eukaryota, Metazoa, Chordata, Actinopteri, Gobiiformes, Gobiidae. Gene Ontology annotation, molecular function: beta-catenin binding; aspartic endopeptidase activity, intramembrane cleaving; cadherin binding. Gene Ontology annotation, cellular component: perinuclear region of cytoplasm; dendritic shaft; cell cortex.